CGGUGGUAGCUCAACUCAGCGCUGCAAGCACCUGUGACUUGAAACGUCAUAUCAAUUAUUCAAACAAUAACUGCCGUUUCUAAGGGAAGCAACAACGUACGGUGAGACCGGUCUCGUUAUCGGAGGCCUCAAGGGUCAUCUCACUAAAUGUGCGUUGAUACAACAAGCUUCCACGGAUUGGUUGUGAGGUCUUAGUGGAAGAUUACAGCGUAGAGGGCCGAUCUAGUGGCGAGCUGGGUAUUGGCGAGAUUACUCACUGCACUAGUAACACAAGAAGGUAACGCCACAAUGGCCGGACGACCAGCGAGUGUAGGUCCAGACUCCUCCAGCAGCUCCGCCAUAGAUCUCCCUUCUCUCAACGUCAGCAAACUAACCCCUCACCCAGAGGAGUGGACGCUGCCCCACGAGUGGAACAUUGAGAAGAGGGAGAUGUACCAGAGUUGGAAGAUGGAUGUCCAAAAUCAAAUAGCAAAUCUCGCCACUUCUUUGGACAAAUCUUUACAACAUUUCCCGCAUCCUGAAGUAGGACCAGGGUUCAACUAUCAAGAUGAAAUAGAAAAGGCCCAGAUGGAGAAACUGAAACAGGAACGAGAGAGACAGGCUGGGAACACCCUUGUGUACGGACUAGCGAGAACUACGUGUGCGGAAAGACGAUAGUACCAGGAUGAACAAUAAUGUAUUAAAUGUAUCAGAGCGUCCUUGACGAGUUGGGUUGUCUGCUUGUCAUACUGCUCGUGUGUAUUGCGGCAAUGUUAUCAUAAUAGUAUUAUUUGCUAUGAAUACAUUGAGCCUCCAUUAACUGGUGUUUAAGUCGAUGUGAAUGCAGUCACAUGUGUAUGCCUGCCCAGUCAGUCCUGUCAGCUGCCCUGUGGUCAAAUAUCUCUUGGUCGUUCAAGACGUAGAGGUGUGACUGGAUUCGGCAGAACAAGCAUGGUGAUUCCGUGAUUCAUUUUCCCUCUCGCCAAGGCCUUCUCUUAUGCUGCAGCCCUAAAUGAAGCAAGUUAUUUUCAAAGGUUUAGGCACGAGGGUACCUUUUCAUUUCAAAUGUAUUUGCUUGUUUCUAUUAAAUAUUUUAUAUUUCAGAGGCUAAGCGUUAGUAUAAUGCAUUUCCUUUUUCACUAUAAGCUGAAACUUUACAUCGAUGACAGCGAUGCCAUUUUCCUGUUUUGCUUAAUAAGUAAAGAUAUACUUCCCUAAUGCGAAAUGCUAAUUUAUAACACGGAGUAAUACAAAACAUCCAGAGAGUUCCAAUUGGUUAAUUACUUUGUGUCUGAUUUGAAUGAAAUUGGAAUAUGACUACGUAUAUAUUCACCUCGGUGUUCGUGCAUGAUGUGCGUCUGUGAUCAUGACAGGAUGUACCAAUUUAGAAUGACCUUGUGACUGGUUGGAAUAACCUUGAACUAUCAAUAAAAUGUUUAUAUAUUA
Molecule: messenger RNA, 1425 nt
Organism: Haliotis rubra (blacklip abalone)
Lineage: Eukaryota; Metazoa; Mollusca; Gastropoda; Lepetellida; Haliotidae
Exons: 4
Coding region: 289-657 (122 amino acids)
Source: RefSeq, a predicted model, not a curated record